AGUUGUGAGUUGACUUCUCCACAAGGUGGUCGAUCGCGUGUCAGUAUAGUUUAAAUUUAAAGAUUUUAACAAUCUUUUAAAAUUUAAUCAGAGUUGUGUAGUUGGACUACAUAGGCUACUACCGUGUUCUGUGCAUUCCCUGUGAAUUGUUAGUGUGUGAUUUGUUGCAAAAAAUAAGAGAUAAUCCAUCUGGAAGAGCUCUGAAAUUGCCUAAAGAAGUAGUAGAUCACAGAAAAAUGCGCUGCUCUUUGGCGUGAAACAGCGAUGAUGGAACUCUGAGGUGUGUGCGUGUGUGUGAUAAAUUGAGCGAAGAAAAAAUAACGCAUGGAGGAAAUUGAGCUGAAAAUUUUUAGUGCAAAGUGCCAAUAAAUUGCAUCACAUGUGGUUGGUGACCAUCUCUGAAAGCCUACACGCGUGAGUGAACAGUGUGAUUUGAACAAUGUCAUCUAUAUUUUAAAAUAAGAGCCCAUCAAUCGAGUGAUUUGUGGUCUUGUGUUGCUCAUCCGUGAAUUUUGUGCUUUUGGGGGAUUAGAGUGGUGCUCCAAGAAAAGAGGAGUGAGAGAGGAUUCGUGUUGGUGGUGGCUGAUGGAAGCUGCGUGGCGUCGUGAGGAAACAAUUAACUUAAGACUGUUUUCCACACAAUUCCCUCUGCUCAGCAUUUAACACUGUUUUGGAGACACCCACUGUCUUUCCACCGAAAAAUUUCAUCAUCAUCCAAUCACAUGAAAAAAUGACACCGUGGCAAUGGAUGAUGCUGCAUAUAAUCUUCCUUGUUUACUUUGAGACGGUUCAAGGUGCGUGGGGUAGAUUGCAACCAUGUGAAGUGGAGACCGGACAAACCAAUAUCAUUGUAGACAUUGAGGAGAGUCGUGGCAAUUCCAUCGGCCAGAAAACAAUCCCACCAGAGUUGCCAAUUUAUGGUGAUCCAGACAGUGAAAUUACCUUGGAUCUUGUCUUCCCAAAGGGGAACCCAAUGUUCACACUCAAUGGGAAAUCCCUUCAACUGAUAAAACCCAUUGAUAGAGAUGAAGAAAAUCUCAGCCAUACCAUUUUUCAAAUUUCAUGCACCAUCAGAUCGACACAUCGCAAAAGAAAUAUUCCAAUAAUAGUUCGUAUUUCCGAUGUUAAUGAUAAUGCGCCAGUAUUUAUUAAUACACCGUACGAGACAACUAUACCAGAGUCAACACCUGUUGGUACAACAAUCUUCAGAAACAUCCUGGCACAAGAUAUUGAUUCCGGAGUUAAUGGCCUGGUGGAGUACUUCAUUGUUGAGGGUACAAAAAAUAUUACAGAUGACAAAGUUAUUGCAGCAGAUGGUUAUGGGACCUUUGAUAUUGGAUUUCCUCAUCAAGGGCAGGUCACGGUAGUCAAAACACUGGACUAUGAGCGAAUUCAGCGAUAUUAUCUAACAAUUGUCGCAUCGGAUCGCGCGCGGAAUGUCACCCAUCGUUUGUCGGCAACAACAACACUCACAGUUAAUGUGGCAGAUUCCGAUGAUUUGGACCCGUCUUUCAUCUACCGCGGAUGCCUCUUGCUCGAUGGGGCAUGCAUUAAUCCCGAAUAUACGGCAUCUGUACCAUCGGGAAGCCUUCAGGGUGUCCUGUCGGUGCUACCGGAGAAAAUUCAAGCAAUCGACUUGGACACAAUAAGUUCCCCCAUUCGCUACACCUUCCUAAGUGGAAUGCCCUCAAACUAUGAUGAAUUCUUUCAAAUUGACGACCAGACGGGUAUAUUGAAGCAAGUGAAGGUGAUUGACACAUCAGUGGCCAAGCGAUUUGAUAUCAUUGUGAAAGCUGAAGAAGUAUCGGAGGAGAAGCGUUUCACCACCGCCAAGUUAUCCAUAACCGUCAAACCCGUUGAUUCGCAUCCACCGAUGAUUUUCUCCACAGCCACCGAGGGGUAUGUUGAUGAAAAUUCCCCAGUUGGAACGAAGAUUGAGGAUAAUCACGGUGUGCCCAUAAGACUCACAACAACUGAUGCUGAUUUCUCGGAAAAUGAUCCCAAGCCUGACUAUGUUUAUGAACUCACGACGCCAUAUUUUGCCGUUGCCGACGACGGCGUCCUCCUUGUUAACGAAGACAACCUCGAUCGUGAUCCACCCAAUCCGGGGGUGUAUCGCUUUCAGGUGGUUUCACGUGAGAAAUCAACAAACGUCGCAAGUGCACCAUUUAGUUUAGUAGUCACACUACGCGACGUGAAUGAUAACCCACCGAAAUUACCCAUGAUUGCACCCGUAACAAUAAUGGCAGGUGACGAAACACGCUUCGUGACCAAAGUCACCGCCACGGACAAUGAUACGGGAGAGAAUGCCGUCAUAACUUAUUCCAUCUAUCACGUAUCUAACAAUGGUGUGAAGAAAUUCAGCAUUGACGCAAAGAGUGGUGUUAUUGAGACACGUGGACCCCUGAAUGCUGGAGAGCAGUACAGUAUUACCGUGCAAGCUUCAGACAUAGGGAACCUUCAUUCACAGGCAAUCGUGGAGGUGUCUGUCACACCAGGGCCAAACACUAAACCACCACGUUUUGUGAAGCCUGUGUAUGAGGUUCAGGUGAGUGAGGGAGCUGAUAUAAAUGCCACAAUAGUUGUAGUGAAAGCCGAUGAUCCCGAAAAUGAUCCCGUCAAGUAUGCUAUCCUGUCUGGGAAUGAUCUUAGGCAAUUUUCCGUAGCUCCCGACACGGGAGUUAUCAGUGUGAUUCGUAAACUUGAUCGUGAAGAUCUUACACGGUACCAAUUAAUACUCCGUGCCGAGGAUAAUGGUGGACUUUCAACCACCGCCACUGUGAAUAUCCGUGUUAAUGAUAUUAAUGAUAAUAAUCCAGAAUUUGAUGAGAAUUCUGUGCCAUAUCGUUUUAAAGUUGAAGAAGGUAGGGCAGAUGCUGUUGUGGGUGUUGUUCAUGCAACAGAUGCCGAUGAUGGGAUUAAUGCGGACAUUACGUACUCCCUCCCAUCGGAUAUUCCCUUCAAAAUUCACCCCAAAUCCGGGGAAAUUCGUACAAUUAAUGCCCUUGACUAUGAGAAGGUGAAAGAGUACAAAUUCGUUGUAACCGCCAAGGAUGGGGCACCGGAUUCAAGACUGGGAACAGCUAGUGUGCUAGUUGAAGUGACUGAUAUUCCGGAUGAGGUGCCGGUAUUUGCUGAAGAUCAAAUUGAUGUGAAAGUGCCGGAAAAUGUGCCGGAUUUAACGAUUGCAACGGUGAAAGCAACCGAUCCUGACACAAAACCCCAGAUUACUUACCAACUCCGUCAAGGAGCUGUAGAAUUAUUCCGCGUGGAUCCGAAGAAUGGUCAAGUGAAGACAAUUCGUGGAUUGGAUUAUGAGAAGGAAAAGACUCACGAAUUAGUAAUUGCUACAGUGGAGAAUCCGGGAAAUGGUGUGGGGGAUGUUGUAAGGAUACAUAUUGAUGUUGAGGAUCGCAAUGAUAUUCCGCCGGUGUUUGUGAGUGUUCCUGAACCCAUUACCGUGAAUGAUGAUCAAAAGAUUGGCACGAUUGUUGGAUCAAUGCCGGCAAUUGAUGGCGAUGGCACAGCUCCGGGAAAUGUGGUUCGCUACGAAAUGGUCGGUCGCGGUAAAGCUCUCAAGUACUUCCAAGUUGAUCCAGACACGGGAGUCAUACGACUACGCGAUGAACUCAACAAGGAAGACGAUACGGAAUAUCAGGUUGAUGUAAAAGCCUACGAUUUGGGUGAUCCUCAGCUGUCGUCCGUUGCCACCCUCCCUGUGUUUGUACGUCAUCUCCUCAAUGAUCCCAAUGGCGGUGCAGGGGGAGAAUACGAAGCCAGGGUGGAGAGUGGGAAUCUCAACAGUGGUACGUUUAGCAAUCAAAUUGGAUUGGCUUUCAGUGAGGACAACUAUGUGGCACAUGUGUCGGAGACAAGUGCAAUUAAUGCCACUGUUAAAGCCAUCCAAAUUGUGAAUUCAAAGAAGGCAACAAAAGUUAAUCCCGGCUUUAAAUGCGACAUUAUCAAGGGAAACAUACAGGGGCAUUUUCGGGCAAUUGUCGAGAGUCAUUCAUGCGUUGUGAGUCUCAAUCGGGAGUUGGAUUUUGAAAAUAAAUCCCUCCAUGAUCUCGAUAUUAAGCUCUCAUCACUCAAGUACUUUGUGAAUCCCCUCAAGAGCGUGACGAAACUAAAGAUUGUUGUUCAAGAUGAGAAUGACAAUCCACCGGUAUUUGUAAUUCCCACCUAUUCAACUGAAACCCACCACCCAGGCACCUACUACGGUGUUGUGCCCCUGGAUGCUGAUAUUGAUACGCCAAUUCUACAAGUUAAGGCCACAGAUAGGGAUUCGGGGAAAUUCGGGAUGAUUAAGUACAGACUCGCAGGUCCAGAGACGAAUCACGUGGGUAAAGAUGAGGAGGGUACAUCGUAUUUUGCAAUAUCCGAAGACACGGGCAUUGUGAAGCUGCAGAAGAGCAUAAAGAACUUUAAGGAGUCUCCGGUUGUUUUUACAGUAGAAGCUGUGGAUAAUAAUGGUCAGAAGCCCUUCAAUACAGCCUAUGCGAGAGUUGUGAUUAACACGAUCGCUGAUAUAAAUCGAAUGUCCCUCGUCUUCUCUGAUGCCAGUCCCAAGGAUAUUCGACGACAUAGCAAAGCUCUGGAGGAGCUAUUUUCGGAGAAAACUUCCGGCCUAAUUGCUGGCAUAGAACGAUUCAGCAAUAGAAAGUAUUUAACUGAAAAUGGUACAAUUGAGGAGGAUCCCAAUGCAACAGACGUGUGGUUCUACGUAAUUGAUCCCAAAACUGAAAUGAUCAUGUCGCGCAAUUCAACAGAAGUCAAAACGCAACUCAUCGAAGCUGAGGCACAAUCGGACUUGAGUUUUGCCGCCUCGGGGAUUGCUAAGGCAACUGCCCAGGGGAUUUAUGCACCUGUUGAAAGUCGAAGGCACAUUCAUAAAGUUCGAACGGCAAUUGCCGUUGAAAAUGACGUCUUCCCCUAUGCCCUAAUUGCCGUAUCUCUUGUAAUCCUAAUUCUGGGCACCAUUGGUAUUAUCUACAUUUGCGUAUCGUGGUCACGCUAUAAGAAUUUCAAGCAACGAAUGCGAAGCUUCCCAACACCACCAAAUCCCUUGCGGUAUGACCCAGUAAUUAUUGGGAAUCAAAAUGCAGAAGCUGGUACGCUGAGUCUCAAGGAGUACGAGACACAGGUGCUGGCAAUGGCUGUGAAUGCGGAUGCCGAAGAUGAUCUUCAGAUGGAUUUUAGUGCGAAAAAUCAUGCAUUUAGCUUAGAUAAUGUGAGCUAUAUCACACACAAGGAGAAUGGUGGACUGAGUCCGUCCCACUCUGAGGCAACAACUGCCGCAAUGUCCACUCUUCAGCGCAACAACCUUAACAAUCAAGCGAAUGGGAACAAUUGCCAAAACACUUUCAACCGUGUUCUCGAGAUUAAUCGCAACAACGCCAAUCCCCUGGCUAAGAAUUCAGGAACACUGACGUUGGGUAGAAUAAAGACGGACAGGAAUAACUACAAUAAUGGGUACGGUAUGAAUUCGCUGAGUAGGAAUAAUUUGACCCAAAAUAACACAUUUAACACACUAAAUGGCACCGCAUGCAACAUGUACGGCGGUAGUGAUGAUACCAACGAACUCAUGACAAACACACUGGGUCGCAAUAAUAGGCAUCAAAAAGAUAUAAUGCCCGUUACGAGUCCUCUAUUUCAGCAAAGACAAUACGGCGGGACACACUUCAAUCAUCAGAGUGCAACAAAUGAAAAUGUUUCAUUCGCAAACAAAGACUACAAUCCACUGGGUUUUGCCUACCUAAAUGAUCUUGAUCGAUCCGACGUGGAGACUACCACCGAGCUGUAGAAGAAAAAGAACAAAAAAUUGUGGUGCAAAUCGACCAGUAGUAAAUGUUACUUUAAACAUUUUAUUAUUUUUUCGUUGGAAGUGUUCUAUUUUUUUUUUAUAUCAAAGUGUUUAUUAUAUCAAUAUAACUCUUAACUCAAUGAUUGUGAAAACGAGUCAGAGGAAUUCCGAGAAUAUAGAAAUUCCUCAAUAUAUUUAUUCUAUAUUUUUUUUUUUACAUCAAAAGGAAAAGGAAUAAAAAUUCUUUUCCACGUGCAUUUUCUUCUACUUAAAUAAUUUUGAUGUAAUUGUGAAAAGAGGUUAAAAUAAAUAAGAAAACUACGUACUUUUGUAAUUUACAUAAUCUUCAGUUAGGCCAUGUAUAAACGUAAUUAGAGACUAAAAUUUAUAUAAUGAAGGAUUUGUGUUAUGUAUCAAAUUGUUUUAUCCUUCAUUUUGUGACAACGACAUCUUUUUUUUUCUAUAAAGAAAAUUGAAGCCUUCAACAAACAAAUUGAAUCAGCAAAAAAAUUAAUUAUUAAUGUGAUUUUCGCUAAAACACACACAAGUAAAAAAAACUCUGUGAGAAAACAGUUUUUUUCCCAUGAAGAAGACUUGGAAGAAUAUAAUUAAUUUGUAAAUAUUUUAUUAUGAAGACAUUGGAAAAUGUUGAAAACGCGAAAUUUAUAUUGAUUUUCAGGAAAAUAAAAUAAAGAACAAUAUGACAAUUAUCGAGAGAAGAACAGGUGUAAAUAUUACCUUUUAUACAAUAAAAAUGAUUACUUUAUUAUAUAGAUGAAAAUCUAGUAGCUAUAUAUAAUUUAUGUAAUUUACUCACUGUUGUGUAUAUAGCAAAAAAGACAUUUUAAAUGUCAGAGAAAUACAGAGAAAAAAUAUCGAGACUUUAAUUAUACAUAAACACCAAUACAUAUAGGAAGAAAAUAAUUUUAUAUUGUGAAUGAAAAAAAAUUACUCUGAUAAAUGUGAAAAGAAAUAAAUAAAUAAAAAAAUUAAAGAAAAAA
Lutzomyia longipalpis is the source of this 6804-nucleotide messenger RNA. It is a transcript of the gene Cad99C, whose product is annotated as cadherin-99C. The record is from RefSeq and is a predicted model, not a curated record. Gene Ontology annotation, molecular function: calcium ion binding; cadherin binding. NCBI's taxonomy places the organism in Eukaryota, Metazoa, Arthropoda, Insecta, Diptera, Psychodidae. Gene Ontology annotation, cellular component: catenin complex; plasma membrane. Gene Ontology annotation, biological process: homophilic cell-cell adhesion. The transcript has 11 exons. The coding region runs from base 731 to 5803 and encodes 1690 amino acids.